AUGGAAACUGUUCCGGGAGGCUCCCGGAUUCCGACCAUUUCCACCGGAUUCCGUCGGAUUCCAUUGGAAUUUCUGUGGAAUUGGAAACCAGAAUGGCUGAGGCUCCAGCCAACUAGUUUCCGUCGGAAUUCCAUGGAAUUCCGACAUUCCACUUGGAAUCCGCCGGAACUCAUGGGGGAUGGUAAAGACCUCCCCUCCACUCACAGCAAGAGACAGGGCCACGUCAACCGAAACAAAAAGCGCCAAUUGGAGCGUGUCCUUCAGAAAGAGGGGAAUGCAAGGCGGGUGGAGAACUACAAGGCACGGCCAAACAUCCGGAAGAACCACAUUAGUGAUGCUGUGCCACUCAAAACAAAGUUUGACAGCACGAAAUUGUCAAUUGCAUCCACCGGAUACGUUGGUAUUCGAGGCGAUGGCUCCACGACCCUAUACACGGUGGAUCAACUGGUGGGACCACAUUCACGCUUUCAGUUUGACUAUGUAUCAUGGACCGGCGAAACAUCUAUACCCAUCGGAGACCACAAGCAACGCAUCAUCAUGGGGGUUGCCGAGGCUGCUGCGGAGGCAUGGGAGGCUGCUCGGCCUCAUUUCAAGCUGAGCAAGAAGGAUCGGCGGCACAGGAGAGGCAAGUAUCUCACAAGGAAUAUGGGCAUCUUGCACGGCGGAGGACAGACACAGCCAGGCAUACUACAGCAAGAUCCCUCAGAGGUGGAGCUUAUGGAAAGUCUUCGAAAACACGAGGCCUUUGUUCGAUUGGCAGGCCAUCAGUCUGGUAAGCAAAGGUCGUCUCCCUUCAAACAUUUCCACUCAGCCAGCGAACUGAUAGCCAUCUUAUCAACGUGGGCACCACGCCUUCACAAGUACUACGCCAACCCUCUUCAGGUCCUUCUCGACCACAACGAUCAAUUACAGCAGAACUUCGACAGCAGCGUCUUCGCCUCAUGCUGCUUCAACCUCGGGCCACAAACCAAAGGUGGACAUCUUGUUCUUUGGGAUCUCUGGCUGGUCAUUGAGUUUCCUGCCAGAUCAACAAUCUUGGUUCCUUCUGCUGCUGUCACUCACUCCAACACCCCCAUCCAACCUGGCGAGCGACGCUAUAGCUUUACCCAGUUUACCGCAGGCGGCCUCAUCCGAUGGGUGGACUAUGGCUUUCAAAAGAAGGAGGUAUACUUGGAUGGGCUUUUGGAGGAGGAGCGUAACACAGAGGAGCUGAAGGCAUCCGAACAGUUGUCCAUGGGAUUAUCUCCACUUCAGUCACCCAUUUUAGGGUACCUAUGA
Laccaria bicolor S238N-H82 is the source of this 1278-nucleotide messenger RNA. RefSeq lists its product as uncharacterized. The transcript has 4 exons. The coding region runs from base 1 to 1278 and encodes 425 amino acids. NCBI's taxonomy places the organism in Eukaryota, Fungi, Basidiomycota, Agaricomycetes, Agaricales, Hydnangiaceae. The record is from RefSeq and is a predicted model, not a curated record.